Thrips palmi is the source of this 8393-nucleotide messenger RNA. RefSeq names its product tubby-related protein 4 (gene Tusp). The transcript is spliced from 17 exons. Lineage: Eukaryota; Metazoa; Arthropoda; Insecta; Thysanoptera; Thripidae. The record is from RefSeq and is a predicted model, not a curated record. Gene Ontology annotation, molecular function: protein binding. Gene Ontology annotation, biological process: intracellular signal transduction. Bases 203 to 4021 code for a protein of 1272 amino acids.
GCCUGCCCUGGGCGAGCAGUGCCGAGCAGCGCCGAGCAGGGUCCCCUGUACCAUUGGGGACCCCCUUGGAAGCCGUGGUGCCUGGAACUGUGUCGGAUUUGCUGCACCCCCCGCUGUGGCCAUGAGCUCCGAGAAGACGAGUGUGUGGAUGUGACGAUGUGACGGACCCGCGACGAGCCCCGCACCGAACCCCAAGGGAGCCAUGAACGUGCACUUCGAGCGCAACUCCAACGCCAAGUGCGACUGCACCAUCCUCAACCUCACAUGGAUGGGCAAGGUGCCCGACGAGCUUCCAGAGCUGCAGGAGGAGGGCUGGAAGCUGAACCGCAACAACUACUACCAGGAGGGCUGGCUGGCGUCCGGCAACGUCCGCGGCAUCGUGGGCGUCACCUUCACGUCCAGCCACUGCAGGAAGGCCGCCGACUCGCCGCUGCGCACCAACUACAACCUCAGGGGCCACCACUCGCAGGUGGUGCUGGUGAAAUGGAACGAGCCCUACCAGAAGCUGGCCAGCUGCGACAGCUCGGGCAUCAUCUUCGUGUGGAUCAAGUACGAGGGCCGCUGGUCCGUGGAGCUCAUCAACGACCGCAACACCCCCGUCACCAACUUCGCCUGGAGCCACGACGGCCGCAUGGCGCUCAUCUGCUACCGGGAUGGCUUCGUCCUGGUGGGCUCCGUGGCGGGGCAGCGCUACUGGUCCUCCAUGCUCAACAUCGCCUCCACCAUCACGUGCGGGGUGUGGACCCCGGAUGAUCAGCAGGUGUACUUCGGCACCAGCUCGGGCCAGAUCAUCGUGAUGGACGUGAACGGCGCCAUGGUGAGCCAGGUCCAGAUCGGUGGCGGCCACUGCAUCACCGCCAUGGCCUGGUCCUGCGAGAAGUUCAAGAUGGACGAGGGCGACGACGGCGACCGCUCCAACAUGAUGCACCUCGACGGGCGGCCCUACGUGGUGGCGUGCGCCAUGGACACGGGCAGCAUCCUGUUCCUGCGGCGCUACGACGACCCCGCGCCGCUGCACCUGCAGACGGGGCUGCAGGCGCCGCUGUACAUGGAGUGGAGCAACGCCGGGGAGCUGCUGGCCGUGGCGGGCUGGCAGGCCAACGCGUCGCUGCUGCGGCCCGGCCAGCCGCCCCGCUACAAGAACACCCUCAAGUUCUACACGGACGCGGGCGUGCUGCUGUUCGUCAUCGACAUCCCCUGCAACAGGUGGCCGGUGACGGCGCUGACGUGGGGCCACAACGACAAGCGGCUGUUCGUGGCGACGGGUCCGCAGGUGCACAUCGCGUGGGUGUGCCGCCGCAUCCCCUCGCUCAGCCACCUGUGCCGCCUGCGCAUCCACAGCGCCCUGCCGCGCGGCGAGGCCCAGCUGUCGCAGCUGCCGCUGCCCAACCGCAUGCUGCACCUCAUCUCGCUGCUCUUCGCCCAGACCAUCCGGUGCUGCGUGCCCGAGCGCUGCGCGCUGCGUGAGUUCGUGAGCAAGCCUCCGCGCGGCCAGGUGCGCCUACACUGCACCAUGAUCCGGCACGGCGAGGAGACCAGCAUGGCCAACAGCACCACGUACACGCUGUACCUGGAGUACCUGGGCGGCCUGGUGCCUCUGCUCAAGGGCAAGCGCACCAGCAAGAUCAGGCCCGAGUUCGUCAUCUUCGACCCGCGCCACGACAUCCACGCGGCGGCGGACGACGCUCGCGUCGGCGCGCAGGGCCCGCUGUCCUACAUGACGCACUUGCCGUGGGGCGCGGCCGCGUCCGAGGAGGACCCGGAGACGGACUCGGACACGGAGGACGGCGGCUGCGUCAGUCCGCGCCUGGGCCGCCGCCGCCACCACCACCCCGGGCACCGCGGCCCCGGCGGCAGGCACUUCCGCAACCGGUACGCGCCCAGGAACACCCCGGCCGAGCUGGUGUACCGCGACAACCUGUCCGAGGACGACAACCUGGUGCAAGUGACGUCCAACAUCUGGGGCACGCGCUUCAAGGUGGUGGGGCUGAUGGGCGAGGGCAUGCCCGCCGUGCUGGGCCAGAUCACCUACAAGACGUCGCUGCUGCACCUCCAGCCGCGCCAGAUGACGCUCUGCAUGACGGAGCUGCGCGACGAGUCCAGCCCGCCCAUCAUCUUCGGGCUGGCGCCGCCCAAGGUGCUCAACCCCAAGACGCGCUCCUCGGCCGCCACCACGGCCCGCGACUCCACGCAGCGGCCGCGGCCCAUGCCGGCCGGCGUGCCCGCGCUGGCCCGCGCCGAGUCGUACACGGACGACGAGUUUCCCCAGGUGGCGCAGCUGCAGGUGCAGGGCCUGCAGGGCCAGGCGCAGGUGGAGACGGCGCAGCGCACCGCCACGCCCGCGCUGCAGUCGCCGCGCAUCGGCGUCGCGCCCUCGUCCAUGGUGAUGAGCGCCGUGUCGGCGGCCGCCGCGGACCACGGCGUCAACGUGCAGCGCGUCAAGGGCCACGGGCCGGCCGCCGCGGCCGCCAUGCCCUCCGACAUGACCUUCGUGGACCUGGACGCCCCCAACAUGCGCAUCCCCGUCUACAGCAUUCCGUCCGAGCUCAACAAGAUCGCCGACCUGGCCGACCCCGACGCCAUCCUGCCCGACCUCAUCAUCCCCGACGUCAACAUCGAGGACCUCAACAUCCCCGCCUUCAUGGACGAGCCCGAGCCGGGCGACCUGGACGAGCAGGGCGCCAUCGGCCUCAACUUCAUCGACGACGAGGUGGGCGAGGUGCGCAUCGGCCCGGUGCGCUCCGUCAGCGUGGGCUUCCUCAACGAGGCCGCCAUCAGCCUGGCGCCGCGCAAGCGCCUCGUGCUCACCAGGAAGGGCGCCGCGGAGGACAAGGAGGACGCCGAGGCCGCCGAGGCCGUCGAGGCCGGUGAGAAAGAGUUUGAUCGGGAACGACGAAGCUGCAGCAAGAGCAUCAGCAUGGACGCGUUCCCCGGGAGCAGCAAGCCGAACUCGUCCUAUUACGGCCCCGUGCUCAGCUCCACGCAGGAGGACGAGGACCCCGCCUCGGCGCGAGGUCGGCGUCGGAGUCCCGUGCCGCCGCUGCCACUGCCCCUGGCCAGGCCGGCGGAUGAGGGCAAGCGGGAGCCGCGGCAGCAGCAGCCCGCCGAGGUGCCCGUCGAGCCCCUGUUCGUCGACGUCCCGCCGCAGAACGCGCCCUUCCCACCCUUCCCCGCGGACUUCACCGCGGAGAUCGACAACGACGGCGACCUGGAGUCGUCCGAGACCGAGCGGUCGUCCCCGUUCGCGGCCCUGGUGGCGGCGGAGGUGCCUCUGCCGAGCAAGAAGAAGACCUUCUUCGACCUGAGCCCGCGCGAGAUGAUGAACCGCAUGGAGUGGCCCAGGCGGAAGAAGAAGACGAAGAAGGCCGAGGCCGCCAAGGACGCCGUCGACGGGCCGGCCCUAGAGGGCGACGCGGACGCCGACGGCGCAAGGCCCAGCACCUCCAGGCAGCCACACAGCACGCCGUCCAGCCCGGCCGCGUCCAAGAAGACGCCCAAGCGGACCUUGUCCUCCUCCCCCAUCAGGCAACGCAUCCUGAACUCGCCCUUGCUGCGACGCCGGCGCCGCAACCGCAGCGAGGCGGACCGGGACGGCGACGCGACGUCGGGCGACGAGGCGGCGGGGCUCAUGGCCGCCAUCGGGCCGCAGCAGUUCAGCACGCUCGAGUCCUUCCAGAAGGCGCAGCUGCGGCAGAAGCUGAAGCAGAAGAAGAAGGCCAAGGGCAAGGACUGCGCCGAGGAGGCGGUGGCGGACGACGCCGCGCACCCGCGCCAGCUGCAGUUCAUCAUGCACAACAAGGCGCCCAUGUGGAACGAGAACAGCCAGGUGUACCAGCUCGACUUCGGAGGCCGCGUCACCCAGGAGUCGGCCAAGAACUUCCAGAUCGAGUUCCUCAACAAGCAGGUGAUGCAGUUCGGGCGAAUCGACGCCAACGCCUACACGCUGGACUUCCAGUACCCGUUCUCCGCCCUGCAGGCGUUCGCCGUCGCCCUGGCCAACAUAACGCAGAGGCUCAAGUGAGCCUGUGCGGCACUCAUUGUGAUCAAAUAGCCUUUACCUCCCACGUCUUUCAACUCCUUCCUGUCUUGCUCAUCCCUGUAAAUUCGACAUUUGUUUUCCCUGACGGCUCAAUCCGAGGAGGACGCGUUGACAAUGAACUUGCCUGGCUGCCUGGCUCCGGCGCCUUGGCCGUACCACUGCCGGUUGGUUGUAAGAUUAGGAAAAAUAAAAGCACCGUCCUGUAGGGGAGCUCUUCGCAAGGGCUUUCAUAAGUUUAAAAAAAUGUCGCUCACGAGGGGCUUAGGGGCCUGUCACACUGGUUUUAAGUAUGCAGACCUCAAAACAAACGGUUUUUACGAUAUUUAUGCAGUUACAUCUUUUGAGAGAAACUCUUUUAAAUUUCAGACAAAGCGUACACUUUCUAAACCAAUCCAUGAUUUUUUUCAACCAGCAGCAUUGUUUACUUAGUGGGGUGCAUAGAGUUUUGUGGAUCUUUAGCAAAUUAUUCGCAGCUAGGGGUUUUGGAAUAAAUUGGGGAACAAAUAAAACUGUCAAUUGGACUAAAUGGAACUUUUCCAUUUAUGAAAGAAAAGAAGACAAACAAAGUAUUUUUGCAGCUCUCACAAUAGUUCCUGCUUCCCCUCCCCACUUCACCCCCUCUUUCCUCGAGAUCAACAACAACCUCUUUCUAUGUCAUAACGGAAUUGAAGUUUUGCCAUGAUGUUACAAGUUCCAAGGGUAAUUUUUGUUUCUUGUAUGUAUUUUGAUGAGACUUUUGCCAUACUAGAAUAAGUGUUCUUUUCCUCUCAGACUUCGCUUGGAUUGCUUCAUGUGUUUUUAAAUCAUGUGAUGGGAAUGAGUUGAAUGAAUUGCCAAAAAGUAAUUUUAAAAUCGUGUAUAUGUGAAAUUGUUAUGGUUAAUGAAUGAAGUUUGAUGUCCACCAUUAAUAUUAGGCAGAACAAAAAAAAGUGAAAAAACAAUUAAGGGGAAAUUUGUGCCCCUCCUCUGUGAAUCUCAUUUAAUUAAAUAUUAAUACGUGAUGGUGUAUGUAAUAAGCGGUUUUAAGGACAUAUAGGUGCAGAGCCAUUGUGCACUUUAGAAUGUAUGUGGAUGUAAAUUUCUUUUUUAAAAUUAUUGUAUUUAUUUAUUGAAGUUGACAUUACUAUCUAUUGUUAGAAAUACUCCUAGUGUUCUGGGAGCAUGGCUGAGGACCGGUGCCAUGUUUGUAUAAAGUCAUCAAGACCUCUUUUAUUUGAUGAAAAUAACGUUUUGCCCCUCUUUCCUACCUGUCUGUGAUAAAGAAUUCAGCUUCUAGAGGCAUUCAUAAUUUUUGUUCUUUAGCUCUCCAUAAAAGAAAGCACACUUUCUUCGAUUGGGUUGGCUGUUAUGUAGUAUUCCCACACUCUCAGCAUGGUGUGUGGUCUUUUAGUUUAAAGCUUCCUCAAGAGUAGCCAAUUGAUCUUUUAAAAUAUGUGCCCGCCGUAAACAAUACCUUGUAAAUUUCAAUUAUUGGGAGUUUGCCAAACAAUUCAUCUAUUUAGGAUUUGGGGCAAAUACUUUGCUACUGUAUCAACAAACCAAAAAUUUUAAGCCGUCCAGUUUGAUCCCCUGUACUUUAAAAUGUAGAUUUGGCUGGAAGAAUGGAAUGAAUAACGUGCUACAUUAUUUAAUAAGUUUCUGCUCAAUUUGAUAAAACCAAUGUCCUUAUGGUGCAGAGGGAAGUCACAAAACAAAAAUAAGUUUGGCGAUACACCUCACCCUUUCAAUCCUUAUACUACCAAUCAACAGUCGAAAGAGUAGAAACAAGUACCAAUGCUAGACUCACCUGCUCAAAGCUCAUAGGAUUACUUUUGAAAUAUUUACAUGCCUCAAAGUAUUUUGUGACUUUCCCUCAUGCUGAGUUGGUUCCGUUUAAUAUAGACUGUUUUCCUCACAAAAGUACUCUACAGUACUAUGUCACAUUUUUUGUUUUACUUUUUAUCCUUGUCUGGUUUGAGAAAACAGGCAAUUUUCAGGCCAUCCCAGGUAAAACAGUAAGUCAUUCUGUCAAGAUCAUUGAGUAAUCAGUGUUUUGAGAUAGACAAAAAUAUUCAUCUGAAUGAAAUUACGUACCAUGAUUUUGUUUCGGUCGGCUUUCAUGACUUCUGUAUUACAUGACAAUGAUUUAAUUAUGUUCGUAGCUUUUUGUUCUACCGACAAUUGAUUUUCAAAAUGAUUUCUCUUUAAGGAAACUGCUGGGCAGUUAAAAUCUGGAUCACUGGGACAAAUUUAAAUGUAUAAUGAUGAAUUACUAAACAACAUGAUUUAUUGAAGUCUGAAAAUUAUUUACCUGUGUAUGUGUUUUGUGUCUCCAUUUAGAUACCAUAAGAGAUCUGGCUAAGCUCUUGUUGGAUUAUUUUGUGAUAUGUGUGAGUUGUGAAAAUUAAUUUAUUUUGAAAAUGCUUGACAAAAGAAUAGGAAGGUCAAACAGCUGCACUAAUAGUAGGUGUAACUUGGUACAAGCAGAUGGAGGAUGAAUUCUUUUCGCUGCACAAAAAUUAAUGAAUGUUGUGCCAUUAGAAAGGUCAUUGUCUUUUUCUGCAGUUUUAAACAUGCUGCAUUAAAAUUUUUAUUGUGAAAUUGUGUGAUAUAAAUAUUGGGGAAUAUGUCAUGUCAUACUUCCUCUUCUUAUUUUAAUUUUUCUUCAUGACACACUUGACAUUGUCUGUGCGUGUUUGUUGGCAAUGAUCAUUUAUUAAAAAGGCUUUCAGGAUUUCAAACGCUUCAUUGUCUUAACUUUAAUCCUAUAAUCUCACUUACUUUUAUUGUUCGAUAGUAAGUGUGCUAAGUAUAUUUCUUACAUGUAGUUUGUACAAAUUAUGAAAUUUGACUUUAAUUUGAACUGGAAUUACCCUUUAUUUCUAUGUUCUGUACAAUUUUGUAUUUCUGAGAUGGCUUUCAUUGAUCAUUGAAGGAAUGUUACAAGAUUCUUGAGACAUUGCUGUGUGAAAUGGCCUAAAAUUCGCUGAUGAAAGAACAUGAACAAAAUGUAUUGAUAGAGGGCAGUCUCAUAGGAGGAGGUCACAAUGUUGUGCCUUUAGACUGAAAUGUAGUGGGAAAAGUGGAAACUCUUAAGCCUCGUUUUGAGUUCCGCUAAUAUCCCAAAGAGCUUGUUUUCAAGAUGAUUCCCUUUGCCACUUCGCUUCUACCCAUCAUCCUUUCCCUAACAUUAACUUUAGUGUCAAACUGAGCAAAUAGUGAAGGAAAAUAGUGAAGGAAAAGUUUGUUCCAUCAGUACGUACAAUCAGUUCUAGUCCCUUGGAAAACAGAAAAAAGAGAGAAAGAAGAAAUCUUCUUCAUUUUAACUGAGACAAUACUAGCUCAUGAAUAGUACCGGUUUGAUUGUUAUUUUCUUUUUCUCUUUUAAGAAAAUACUUUGAAAAUACUGGAAUUUUACAAUUAAAUUCAGGGUCCUUAAACUCUCACAGCACAUAGCUGAAUGGGACUUAUCAACCAUGUCCAGCUAAAAAAUGCUCGUAUACCAGCCCAAAAAAAGAGAAAGCAGAAAUUUCUACAACAUGUUUAAAAUCGAUGUCAAGGCAUCACCCCAAACAAUGGAGUUAGAGGACCUUGACUGCAGUUCUUGUAAUAAUUAGAGUUGUGUUCUAAGAAUUGAUCUUUUCCCCAAUACCAAGGUUUUAUCACAGGGUUUGGAUUUCAGAUAAAAGUGGCAUCAUAGACUGCAACCUUUAAGAUGUCAUCUCAAAAGAAAUCAUUUGACAUUCAUAAGCGUAAAUUUGCUGAAUUACGAUCAGCUGACACAAAAUUUUUCAAGUUCUGUCCCAUUUGUAAGGAAGGUGCUUUUAAGUGUUGUCCUUUGUUGGGUAAGCAAGAGGCUUGCAGCAUGAGAUCCUGCCAUUACACUGUUGAAAUACUGUUUUGUGUUUGUUGCGUGUUCUUUGUUUGCUUAUAGGACAUACACAUGUCUUUUUUAAAGCAUUGUUCCUAUUUUUAUGUUGUGCUUUGUGAAGUAUUAUUAUUAUUAUUAUGUUUUUUGUGUUAAUACUCUAUUUGUUACCUUUGCUUUGUUACAUUAUGCACGUCCAUAAGUGUUCAUGUUUUCACAUGGAUUUUCUCCAUCCAGAGACAGCACAUUUACUUCUCCAGUGUUCAAACAUUUGAAACUAAUGGUUAAUUGUUAAACCAAUCUAUUUCAGUAGGUUAUGUGAAUUUGAACUUAAAUUAAUUUUUAAAAAGAAAUCAAUGGCUACAUACAAUAAUAAUUGAGUGCAUUACCAUGUAGACAAGUCUAAUGCUUCCUCUCUUGUGUAGUCUUGCUUACAGACAGGUUGAUGUCACUAUGUUUCACAUGGUUGUAUUAUAUGUCAAUAAAGGUUUGAUCCUCAAAUAAGUA